Molecule: messenger RNA, 3354 nt
Organism: Mirounga angustirostris (Northern elephant seal)
Lineage: Eukaryota; Metazoa; Chordata; Mammalia; Carnivora; Phocidae
Gene: CDA
Product: cytidine deaminase
Exons: 4
Coding region: 100-540 (146 amino acids)
Cellular component (GO): cytosol
Molecular function (GO): cytidine deaminase activity; zinc ion binding
Source: RefSeq, a predicted model, not a curated record
GAGGUGCUAAGGUGGCCCGGGCCGGGCUGGGCUCCCGCGGGCAGGGCUCCCGCGGGCAGGGAGCUGGUGUCUGCGCGUCCGCCGCCCCGGGGGACCGACAUGGCCCACGAGCGUCCCGCCAGCGCCCUGGAGCCCGAGCUCGUCCAGCGGUUGUUGCUCUCCUGCCGGGAGGCCAAGAAGUCCGCCUACUGCCCCUACAGUCACUUCCGCGUGGGGGCCGCGAUCCUCACUCGGGACGGGAGGAUCUUCUCCGGGUGCAACGUAGAAAACAUCUGCUACCCUCUGGGCGUCUGUGCGGAGCGGACCGCGAUUCAGAAGGCCAUCUCAGAAGGACACAGAGAGUUCAGGGCAAUUGCUAUCUCCAGUGACCUGCAAGAUGACUUUAUCUCACCCUGCGGAGCCUGCAGGCAAGUCAUGAGAGAGUUUGGCACCAACUGGUCCGUCUACAUGACCAAGCCGGAUGGCACCUAUGUUGUCAGGACAGUCCUGGAGCUGCUUCCUGUCCCCUUUGGGUCCGUAGGCUGGCGUAAGAUCCAGUGAAGGUCGGAAAAGGCCCACUGCAUGGAAGAGCCUGGUUUUCCACGUGUGCUUAAGGGGACAGCUGCCCGGAGAACUGCACGAAGAUGUUCUCACAGACCUGGGGACAUCUGCCAAAUGGGCAGGGCUGGGCAGAGAUGGCUUUUCCAAAUUACACUCGAGCAUGGCGAUCUUCACUGAAGCGAUAAAAGGUUUCAUUCCGUCCUGGGCCAUCAUCCCUCCUGGCAGCCCACCUUGUCCUUCCCGGGACAGGAGCACCCAUCCCUUCCUUUCCUUCCUGCAGGCCCUCUGUAAAAUUCCAGCCAAGUCUGGACCACUUCCCCAUCAGCCUUCCCAAGGUUCUAUCCUGUUCUGAGCAACUUUUCUAAUUAUAGACAUCACAGAACAUCCGGAUUUGGGAGUGUGCAUUUUGCUCUGUCUCUAUCAUUGUUCACAACUCUAAGAAUGACAGGGUGAUUUGUCUUUAGAGAAAGACCUGGACACUUUCUGCUAGGAGAAAGUGGAACCACGUACCUUUUGGUAUGGAGAGCUGAGUUUUUAGGUGUCUUGCUCCUGCAGGUGGGAGGCCCCUCUGGAUGGGGUCAAACUGCCGGUGGCCAUUUCUAGAGUUUGUUUUGGGCUUAGGGUAGACCUGAGCACUGGAUGCUGUCCACCUCUCCACAAUUAUAUCUGAGAGAUUCCAAAGUAUAAAGAAAGGGGAAAGGCAGGAGUUUGUCUAGACAGGGUAAAAAAUGUAUCUCUGAAGACCGACCGUGAGCCGAGUACUUUCGCGUGGAUUCUUUUUAUUUAAAGUGCCCAGCAGCUCAGUGAAGUGGGUGUCUCCCCCUUCUUACAGAUGAGGGCACUGGACUUCAGAGAGGUUGAGUGACUUGCUCUAGGACUGUGGCAAAGCUCAGACCCGAACCCACUGUGGUCUAGAAACUGCGUGAUUUUUGCCAUGAGCUGUGCUAAGAUGUGUAACACAUACAAAACCUUACAUGAAUCCUCACUCAUCAAGCUCAAAGUACAUUGUCCUCAUUUUACCAAUGAGCUGAUCGAAGCUCAGAGAGGUCAAGUCACUUGCCCAAAGUCACACAGCUAAGAUGUAGCAGAGCUGGAAUUGGAAUCAGGUCUGUUUGAUUCCAAGGGGUUUUGUUUUUGUUUUUGUUUUUCCCAUUCUCCUGUAGCUGAUGUUUGGCUGCCUUUAUAUCUUUUACACGGCAGAUACUGCAAAGUGAAAGAUAUAUAAGAAAUAGUCUCUGCCCUUGAGGAGCUAACUCACAGUCUGACAGGAAGAGAGGUGUAAACAGGUCAAGUGCACAGAAAUAUACACUGUGACCCAGGCAAGUACGAAGUGCAAGGUGGGCACAGUGGAGGUGCCAUGCUGCCUUCUAGGGUGUGAGGAGAGUCAGGAAGGGGACUGUUUCAUUGAUGCAUUGGUUAUCAAACAUGGUCCGUCUGUCUGUCUGCCUCUCUCACGCACACACACAAUUAGGAAGGUGAGGACUGAAUAAGGGAAGGAGCCAGGCUGGCCCUCUAAAACAAGCCAGUGGCUUUGGGUGUCCUCCCUGGAAGUUGGCCUUGGGACCAGCCUCACUGUUUGGGGUAAAAAGAGAGCAUAGAUUUCCUCUUUCCUAGGCAAACAAGUUGCUGGGGACAUAGGAAGUGGACAGGUAAGUCACCCCUUCCCUGUGAGUCCUUUCUACUCAGAUCCAGAGCACACGCAGGUGUUGCUGUCUGGCUUUUCCACAACACACCCAGACCUCCCUGCCACCAUCUUGGGAAGCAGGAAGGGGGGUGGUCCCAGCAUCGCUGCACAGAACAGAAGUCGACUCUGCCUUUCUUUAGAAAUGGUCGAUGAGGGCGCCUGGGUGGCUCAGUUGGUUAAGCGACUGCCUUCGGCUCAGGUCAUGAUCCUGGAGUCCCGGGAUCGAGUCCCAGGUCGGGCUCCCUGCUCGGCAGGGAGUCUGCCUCUCUCUCUGACCCUCCCCCCUCUCAUGCUCUCUAUCUCAUUCUCUCUCUCAAAUAAAUAAAUAAAAUCUUUAAAAAAAAAAAGAAAUGGUCGAUGGGCUUCUCAACGAAGUGGGAUGGGGAAAGAAAAAGGUUGAAAGAAAAUGCACCAAGAUGUUAAUUAACAUCACUUAAAAUUCUGGUCGAUGGGAAUCUCAAUUAGUGAUUUGUUUUCUUUGUACAUAUCUGAAUUUUUUAAAUUUCCAAAAUGUUUUUAAAAACUAACAAGAAAAAGGGGUGCCUGGGUGGCUCAGAUGGUUAAGCGUCUGCCUUCGGCUCAGGUCGUGAUCCCGGGGUCCUGGGAUCGAGCCCCACAUCAGGCUCCUGGCUCGGCUGGGAGUCUGCUUCUUCCUCUCCCUCCGCCUCUCCCACUGCUCAUGCUCUCUCUCUCUCUCUGUAUCUCUGUGUCCCAAAUGAAUAAAAAAAAAAAAAAUCUUAAAAAAAAAAAAAACAAGAAAAAAAAUGAGAGAGCACAAUGGGUUUCAACUUUCAGACAGCCUCCUAACUGUGUGGCUUUGGGCAAGUUGUUUGAUUACUCUUGGGACUCGAUUUCCUCAUCUACAAGACAAGGAGAUGAUAGUGUCCACCCCAUAGAAUUGUUGUGCCGAUUGAAUGAAAUCAUGAGCCCAGUGGUGGACCCUCAGUAAGCUCUUUUGAUAAAAUCAGUCAUUACUUUUAUUAAAGGUGACAAAAGUUGGCCUUUGGAGGAUGUGAUUUGAUUUUUACCAACAAGCCCAUCUAUCCAUUCCUUUAACAAUUACUGAUCUGAUGCCUACUGUGUUCUAGGGCUGGAGCCAGACCCUGGGAACACAGCGGUGAAUAAGACAG